This is a messenger RNA of Dendrobium catenatum, 882 nucleotides long. RefSeq lists its product as uncharacterized. The coding region runs from base 1 to 882 and encodes 293 amino acids. The transcript has a single exon. Lineage: Eukaryota; Viridiplantae; Streptophyta; Magnoliopsida; Asparagales; Orchidaceae. The record is from RefSeq and is a predicted model, not a curated record.
AUGAUUUUUGACACAGCCCUCACGGAUCUUACUUCCACUGGCAUUUUUUUCACCUGGAGCAACCAAAGAAAUGAUAAUCCCAUUAGCAUUAAACUGGACAGAACCCUUGUCAACGAUAAAUGGAUAGCUUCCUAUCCUAACUCAUCAUAUAAGGUUCUGAGCACCUCUAUUUCUGAUCACUCCCCGCUUAUCAUUAAUACUAAUAAUCACAUUAUUUAUGCUCACCGUUUCAUGUUCAAGAAUCACUGGACCAAAUACCAAGAUUUCUGGGAUGCUCUUGUUGAUAUUUUUGCAGUCCAACUGGAGGGUAAUCCUAUUUUAAAGCUCUAUGAGAAGGUCAGAAACCUUAAAGUGAUAAUUAAGGGUGCUAACUGGAAUUCUUCUAAUUCUAUCAUUAGUUUGAUUGAUGCUCUUACCCAACAACAGGAGAAUAUCCAGACUCACAUUGAUUUGGAUCCUCUUAAUCCUGAGAACCAUAAUAAUCUUAAAUACAUCAACUCCAAGCUGAUGUAUUACAAUUCCAUGUGGACCACCUGGUUAAAACAGAGAGCAAAAAUUAACUGGCUCAAGCACGGGGAGGAAGAUUUAAAAUUUCUUUACUCUAGGAUUCAUAGAAGAAGGGAUGUGAAGUCCAGUACUAUUGAUUGUAUCCUAACUUGCCCUUCCCAAGACCGGAAUUCCAAAAUUCAGGAUAUCAUUAGCUAUUUUAAGGCUCAGUUAAAUCAGUCUAAUUCAGCUACUGCUGACACUAGACACAUACCAAUUGGUACUGGACUUUCGUCUCACCUUGUUGAAGCCUUGAUUAAGCCUGUUACCUAUGAGGAAGUUAAAAAUGUUGUGUUUGCUGGCCAUUCUAACUCAGCACCAGGUCCAGAUGGCUAA